Messenger RNA from Hippoglossus stenolepis (Pacific halibut), 3033 nucleotides. RefSeq names its product myosin light chain kinase, smooth muscle-like. The transcript is spliced from 2 exons. NCBI's taxonomy places the organism in Eukaryota, Metazoa, Chordata, Actinopteri, Pleuronectiformes, Pleuronectidae. The coding region runs from base 1755 to 2789 and encodes 344 amino acids. The record is from RefSeq and is a predicted model, not a curated record.
UUGUCAGGUGUUCAUGUAACGUUCAGGUGAAACUGUUACUGUCGGACCUUCACACGCUCCGUGUGCUUCAGUCAAACUGACACCAGCAGGGAUGAUGUUUACUUCUUGAGACAAAGAUCCUCUGCAACGUUAGAAACUACAUCUAAAGUUCUCUUGCAGCACGAUUGGCUGGUAGCGUACUAACAUGUUUAGUUCUUAAGAUCAGUCAGUUAAUUUCAAUGAUUAUUGACUUGAUCAAUCACAUCAUCUCUGUCUGUAACUACUCCUUCCUCCGGGCCUGAAGCUGACAAAGCUAACGGAGAAAACGUCCAUAGCAUGAUUCAUACUAAAAUAAUAAACUCAAAAAUCUAUUGGACAAAUCACGUUUAUUCAGCAGGGGGGAGUGGCGAGGUUUCAAGCAUGUGUCCUUCAAGCUGCAUGCAGAGAUCGCCUCCUGCUGGUCGCACAGAGAGUUUAGGUAAAUAACCUAAAUGACUGUCAAAUGUUUCAGAUUAAUUAAUAAUAUCAGCUUCAUCUGUUUAUCCUAGCUUAGCACAAACUGUUAGCUCUGUCAAUCCUGAAGAAACCAAGGAUGAACAGUCAUGUUAGUGGUCAGCAGUGACAACGUAAUAACAUUAUAACAUUUACAAUGAUUUAACAUGCUUAACUGCUACAGUUUGUUAGCUCGGUUAACAAGGAGGCUAACAUGAGCUAGCUAACGAGCAAUCAAAUUGUAUAUUAAAAGAACAUUUAAGAUGGACAUCAGUUUAACCUCUGUGUGUCCAGUACAGAGACAGGUCUGGGAUAUGUUAGCCUAGCUUAGCACAAACACUAAAAUCAGAGGGAAACUGUUAGCCGCUCUGUCAAAACAAGCAAGUUGGAAAAUUCACUCCAAAUUAAUUUGUUUUAGCAACAAUAACAAAACAUUCUUGGAUUUCAGUGGAGCUGCCAUGAGUUCUAGCAGCUUGUUGUUAUUAAUGUCCACUAACACUGGUCGCUAACAAGAUGACACUAGCGUCCACUGAGACGCAGGUUACGACAGGAAACAGGAAACACUGUCAUUGAGUCAUUUAACCGAGCUCAUUUAUGAAUUAUUGUUAUAUACAGUGAGUGUUCGUUUUAAAACUGAGAAUCAUAUCUCUACACACAACAAGACCUUUGUGCAACCAGCGCUGCAGUGAUGACACUUUAUCUGCUCAGCCUCCUCAAACUUUCAGAUUUUAAACUAAACUUUCUGUCGGUGUUGUCAUGCAAGACAAAUCUGUUUGUCGUCUGCUCUGUAUCUGAGUUCAUCUGUGAACGGGUGAUAAUCUGAUGUGUUGCAUGACGUCUUCUCUUCCGUCAUGAUUCUUAACAGUAGGAACGUCUUUAUGUCAUGUGGAUCUUUAUUUCAGAGGAAUGCAGCAUGCUCACAACCGAGCUGUGGAAAUAUAACUUGACGGGUUUCCCCGCACACGAGCCCUAGAUUUUUUUUUGCGAUAGUACAUUUUGGCUCCAGUCAAACUUGCAUGAUUGACAGCGGAAACCAGCCACUGUCCACUCCACUGAUCCUCAACGCUCCACCUGCAAACAAGAUGUGACACAAGUAACGUGCAGGAGUCUCCAGAAUCAUGUGUUGACCUAAUUCUUCUACUCUUUCUUACUGCCCAGAUGAAAAAGCCGUAGCUAGUGUGAGGAGUGCUGGGGCUGAUGCUAAGCUAAGUGAGAGGCUGGAGGCUCAGAGUUUCAGCUCUGUGUCCGUGGGACAAACAGCCCACAGUGUUGAGUUUACUCAGAUGGUCUCUCAGAGUUCCUCCGUGUCUUGGAGGACGGUUGAGAUUCAGAUGGAGAGCAUGAGCUCAGAGACGAGCUCCGAGAGCAGCUUUGAUAUCAAACUCUCAGCCAGCCCCAAACUGCUGAUGGAGAUGAGCGACGUCCGGGUGAAAAACGGCGAGAUGGCCGAGUUCAGCUGCACGUUCGACGGGCAGCCCUUCACCGGGGUGGUAUGGCAUCAUAAUGGCCAGAGCCUGGUUGACAUGGAGCGGGUGAGGAGCUCUGAGAGCAGGGGCUCAUUGUCCCUGGUCAUCCAGGGUGUUGGUGUGGCGGACCAGGGCAUGUACCGCUGCACCGCCACCAACCAACAUGGCCAGAACAGCUCCUCUGCCCGGCUCACUGUUGAAGCUAAAGAAGCAAAUCUCACAGCAGAAACCCCCAUCCCUACAGAUUCUGUACGCAAAGUGUCUCAGGCAGACAGGGAGACUCUUAGAGAUCCCCCUGAGCAAGACAAGAAGGAGGCGCUGGAGAAGCUGGGAUCAUUGCCUCCAUCUUCCCAGAGACCGUACAGUUUCAUCAGCCACCUGUAUUUCCCUGAUGUUCUGCCUCAUGACGAGCGAGGCCCCGAAUUCCUGGUCAAACUCCCCCCUGAGCUGCUGAGCAGAAACAGACACUGCGGCUCCUUGUUAUGUGUUAUGAAGGGGGUUCCCACUCCGUUUUUCACGUGGCUUUACAACCGGUUGAAUUUUGAGGAUUCUGUGUCUUUCUCUCUGAAACACGACGACCCCCUGUGCUCUGUAAAUGUUAACAAUGUGAGAUCCGGACACGGGGAAUCUCACACUUGCAAAACUGUCAGCUCAGCUGGGGAUGCUGAGAGCAGCACAGUGAUGAAAGGUUGGCAUCUGCAUGCUUUGGUCUUUAUGCUCGAUCGGGCUCUGUUUGGCCCACCACUCAUCCACACUGCUUCCCACCCACACAGCCAACAGACGCACACGCCUUCAACCAGGCAUCACUUCUUCAACAGGGUCUUAACCUCAGUGUUUAGAGGAGGUCGAUGACCUUUGCUUUACCGACUAAACCACCGACAGCGAUAAAGAGAGAGGGACACUUAUAUCACUGAGCAUUUCUCCAGAAGCCAGAGGUGCUGCUCACUAAAGGCCGACAGAAAGCAUGAGCAUCAGUUAGAGGACAGCAGCCAAACAAAUGAUGAUAUGGAUGCACGACCUGUCACUGACUCUAACUGUCUUGCUCCAUAUGAGAGUUAAUGUUCAGUUCAGUUUUUAAUUUGUCACCGUCUGUGUC